Messenger RNA from Labrus bergylta (ballan wrasse), 2060 nucleotides. It is a transcript of the gene aspscr1, whose product is annotated as ASPSCR1 tether for SLC2A4, UBX domain containing. Gene Ontology annotation, molecular function: protein binding. Lineage: Eukaryota; Metazoa; Chordata; Actinopteri; Labriformes; Labridae. Gene Ontology annotation, biological process: intracellular protein transport; signal transduction; glucose homeostasis. Gene Ontology annotation, cellular component: nucleus; cytoplasm; vesicle membrane. The record is from RefSeq and is a predicted model, not a curated record.
CGUCACGACACACAAUGGCAGCCAGUGGCACAGCUGUAACGGUCCUCACUCCAAAUGGGAGAAGACAAACCGUGAAAGUGUCCGCUAACACACCUUUAUUACAGGUACUAGAGGAUGUCUGCAAAAAACAUGGAUUUAAUCCGGACGACCACGGUUUGAAGUUUCAGAGGACUACUGUUGACCUCACGCUGCCAUGGAGGUUCGCUAACCUGCCCAACAAUGCUAAACUGGAAAUUGUCACGAGUACGAGGAAACAGGCUGCAGCUGAUAGCCAGGUGCGGAUCGCCCUACAGAUGGAGGACGGCUCCCGGCUGCAGGGCUCCUUCUCGUGUGGACAGACGCUGUGGGAACUGCUCGCACACUUUCCCCAGAUCAGUGUGUCAGAGCUGUCAGAGUCCGGAUCCACGCCUGUGUGUGUUUACAUGAGAGACGAGGUGAGUGGGGAAGAUGCACUUAAGAAGACAUCUCUGAAGUCUCUGGGUCUUACAGGAGGAAAUGCCAUCGUCAGGUUUUUACUCAAAAAGAACAAACAUCCGGAAGAGGAAGAUGGCUCAGAUGCCACUCAAACAACUGCUAUGCCAACAUCAUUUGUUGCCAAGGAAACCACACCUUGCCCCUCACCUCACCUGGAUGCUACUGCAUCACGUGUGGAGACGUCGACAACAGAGGUGCCAAUUAAGAAUUCAGUCCUUAAUAGGCCAAUGGAAACUCAAUCUACGCCAGCUACCACCUCUGCAACAAGCGCACUUCCUGUUCAACAGGAAGAGGUUCAAAACUCCCAAGAGGCUGUGCGGACCAAGAUUCCUCCUGUCGACAGAGGAGUUCCCGAGGAGGAUGGCGAAAAAGCAGGGCCAUCAGGACUGAACUGUCACUCAUCUUCAUCCUCCUCCUUUGUCACUCCCUCAGCUCCUUCAGCUCCUUCAGCUCCUUUCAUUCCCUUCUCUGGAGGCGGUCAGCGCCUCGGGGGUCCGGGGGGAGGUACAGGGGGGCGCUCUUUAUGUUCAUCCUCAUCAGCAUCAUCUCUGUCAGCUAUGACUGCUGCAGUUGAGUCACCCAAAGCCAAGAAGGCCAAAUCCAGCCACGGCAGUGCCAAGGGUGUAAUCACCGCCAACCAGCCAGACGAGGACAUGGAACAGGGGGAGCAAUUCUUAGAGCCUAUAGAGAGGGAGUCCCUCAUCUACCACCUGGACAUGAUGUCCAGAAACUCGGAGGACCACAGAGAUCUGCCAGACGAGUUCUUUGAGGUGACGGUGGAUGAUGUUCGCAAGCGCUUCGCCCAGCUGAAGAGUCAGAGGAACUUACUGGAGGAGGCGCCACUGAUGACUAAAUCUCUGAGAGAAUCACAGAUGAAGGAGAAGAUGAAGCGAUAUCCAAAAGUAGUCCUGAGGGUCCAGUUUCCAGACAGACAUGUUCUGCAGGGCUUCUUCAGGCCCCUGGAGACAGUUGGUGCUGUGAGGCAGUUUGUGAGGAAUCACUUGGAGAAUCCCCAGCUCAGUUUCUACCUGUUCAUCACACCUCCAAAAACGAUCCUGAACGACACUUCAUCUACACUGUUUCAGGCCGACCUGUUUCCUGGAGCUCUGGUAUACUUCGGUUCAGACGCUAAGACAGAUUUUUACAUAAAGAAGGAGCUGCUUGAAUCAUCUGUCUCUGCAAUGCAAGCUAAUGAGUCCAUUGCGAGCUGCAUGCUCCGGUCCCCGUCACCUCUCAUCGGCUCUUCUACUUCUGAGGAACAGAUGCCUCCUCCAGAGGAGAGGCCUGACACCGAACAGGACAAGCCGGACCCAUCUGCACACACUCCGGCUGCUAAACCCAUCAGAUCUGACCCGGGCAAGGUGCCAAAGUGGCUCAAGCUUCCAGGUAAAAAAUAAGGUCAAUCUGCGAUAAUCUGCUGCUGCUGUGAGCUGACUUACCACGCCAGGCGUCUGACGAGCUGUUUGCAGACUGACUGAAGCACUUAAACCUUUGACUGCGCUUUGAUAAAGGCUCAACUUUGAAAGUGAAGCGGAUGAAAUCCACCGUAGGAGAAGGCUGCUUUUUUUUCUGGGGUAUUAAAAUGG